AUGGGGAAGCUCCACAUGGGGAGCUUCAAAUUAUGCAUGCAUAAUUUUAAGUUACUCCGGCCGGUGUGGAGUUUCCGACUGUCCAUGGACCUUCCGACUGUCCAUGGACCUUCCGACUGUCCAUGGACCUUCCGACUGUCCAUGGACCUUCCGACUGUCCAUGGACCUUCCGACUAUCCAUGGACCUUCCGACUAUCCAUGGACCUUCCGACUAUCCAUGGACCUUCCGAUUAUCCAUGGACCUUCCGACUAUCCAUGGACCUUCCGACUAUCCAUGGACCUUCCGACUAUCCAUGGACCUUCCGACUAUCCAUGGACCUUCCGACUAUCCAUGGACCUUCCGACUAUCCAUGGACCUUCCGACUAUCCAUGGACCUUCCNAGAGAAAUUUGUGUUUAUAGGUUCUCACUUUUGGAUAUAUAG
This is a messenger RNA of Clunio marinus, 423 nucleotides long. Lineage: Eukaryota; Metazoa; Arthropoda; Insecta; Diptera; Chironomidae. The record is from the annotation of a GenBank genome assembly.